Molecule: messenger RNA, 1796 nt
Organism: Laetiporus sulphureus 93-53
Lineage: Eukaryota; Fungi; Basidiomycota; Agaricomycetes; Polyporales; Laetiporaceae
Product: cofactor-independent phosphoglycerate mutase
Exons: 8
Coding region: 205-1785 (526 amino acids)
Biological process (GO): glucose catabolic process
Cellular component (GO): cytoplasm
Molecular function (GO): manganese ion binding
Source: RefSeq, a predicted model, not a curated record
GAACGUGCUCAUCGAGGGUCGCCCAGACAGUGUACAUGCUCGGCGGCCUGCGGUCCAGUGCUGCGAGAUCGAUAAGAUCGUGCGGCGAGAGUGGGGAAGAAGAGGGAAGAAGCAAGCAAGUCCUCGAGGAACCUCUUCAGCCUCUUGACGCUGGUCAUCGUAUAAAUUGACGGCGCGCACGUCGCUCGCAACGCAACUCUCACCAUGGUUCACGUCAAGAACAAAGUCUGUCUCAUCGUCCACGAUGGCUGGGGCAUUGCCCCAGAGCCCAACAUGAAGGGCGACGCUAUCACAGCGGGGGACACCACGAACAUGGAUACGAUCUCGAAGGAGCAUAGCGUGCGCACGCUGCAUGCUCACGGCAUCGCCGUGGGGCUCAGCGAUGGGCUUAUGGGCAACUCGGAGGUCGGGCACUUGAACAUCGGUGCUGGGCGGGUCGUCUGGCAAGAUAUCGUGAGGAUCGAUGUGUCGAUCAAGAAGCGCCAGUUCCACAAGAACGAGGUCAUUGUCGGGAGCUGCAAGCAUGCAAAGGAGGGGAACGGCCGUCUGCACCUGCUGGGUCUCGUCUCGGACGGUGGCGUGCACUCGCACAUACGCCACCUGUACGCGCUGCUCGAGGCCGCGAAGGAGGUCGGUGUCCCGCAUGUCUACAUCCACUUCUUCGGCGAUGGGCGUGACACCGCGCCCCGCUCGGCCGCAGGAUACGUCAAGGACCUCCUCGCCUUCAUCAAGAAGGAGAAAUAUGGUGAGAUCGCGACCGUCGUGGGUCGUUACUACGCAAUGGACCGCGACAAGCGUUGGGAGCGCAUCAAGAUCGCCAUGGAUGGCCUCGUGAAGGGCGUAGGCGAGAAGGGCGAAGACAUCGUGAAAGCGAUUGAGGAACGAUACAAGAAGGAUGAGACGGACGAAUUCUUGAAGCCUAUCAUCGUGAACGGCGAUGAGGGCCGCAUCAAGGAUGGCGACACGCUCUUCUUCUUCAACUACCGCUCUGACCGGAUGCGGGAGAUUGUCACUGUGCUUGGCCUCCCUGACAAGCCCAUGGAGGUCGAUGUACCGAAAAACCUCCACAUCAGCACCAUGUCACAGUACAACGCCGAGUUCCCCUUCCCGGUUGCCUUCCCGCCACAAGCGAUGACCAAUGUUCUCGCUGAAUGGCUCGCGAAGCAGGGCAUCAAGCAGGCACACAUAGCUGAAACCGAGAAAUAUGCACACGUCACAUUCUUCUUCAACGGCGGUGUUGAGAAACAAUAUCCUAACGAGGAGCGUCAUUUGAUCCCCUCGCCUAAAGUCGCGACGUACGACAAGGACCCCAAGAUGAGCGUCCAGGCCGUCGCGAACACGGUUGCGGAGGUUAUACGCAAGGGCGACAAGGAGUUCGUGAUGUGCAACUUUGCGCCGCCGGAUAUGGUUGGCCACACGGGCGUGUUCGAGGCAGCCGUGGAGGCCAUCUCCGCAACGGACAAGGCCGUCGAGACGGUGUACAAGGCCUGCGAGGAGGCGGGCUACAUCCUGCUCAUCACCUCGGACCAUGGGAACGCGGAGCAGAUGAUCAACUCCGAGACGGGUGCGCCGCACACGGCACACACGACGAACCCGGUGCCGUUCAUCAUGACGGGUGACCCGAAGAAGUUCCACUUCACUGUCGACAAGAAGGACGGUGAGGAGGAGGAAGGCGCGCUGUGCGAUGUGGCGCCGACGGUUCUUGACGUAAUGGGAUUGCCCAAGCCCGAAGAGAUGACAGGUCGCUCGUUGCUCGCGCAUGAUGAGAAGAAGGAAGCAAAUUAGAAGGACUCUAG